AUGGCGACAGUAAAGCGGCUCGUCGUAGCCGCAUCACUCGCGUGGCUGGGGUUCAGCAGUGUUGUUUUGUCUUUGACUGUUAAGGGCAAAGAGUUCCCGAGCCUGAUCGAUGUUACAAUCGAUGAUCUCCAAGGUGGUCUCGAAACUGGACUCUUCACCAGCGUCGACUUGGUCAAUGCCUAUAUUGCGCGUAUCCAGGAAGUCAACAGCACGCUGAAUGUUGUAACGGAGCUCAACCCAGAUGCACUGUUGAUUGCUGCUGAGCUUGAUGCUGCCAGGGCAAAUGGAACAACCCUUGGGACCCUCCAUGGCAUUCCAAUAUUGAUCAAGAACAACAUUGCUACAAAAGACAAGAUGAACAAUACUGCCGGCUCCUGGGCACUGACCUCGGGAUCAAUCGUUUCACCGUCCCAGAAGAAUAACCUCGUGGGCAUCAAGCCCACAGUUGGGCUAACAUCUCGUCACUUGGUUAUCCCUAUCAGCUCUCAUCAGGACACUAUUGGGCCGAUGGCACGCACUGUCAAAGACGCGGCGAUCAUCUUGAAGGCUAUCGCGGGUGUAGACCCCAAGGACAAUUACACACUUGCCAUCCCACACUGUGGCAAGAUUCCCGACUACGUAGCGGCAUGUGAUGCAGGCGCUCUCAAAGGAGCCCGCAUCGGUAUUCCGUACAAUGUUGUCAGCACUAUCACUGCGUCGCCGGAAUUGACGGCCUACUACGAGGCAAUUGAGCUCAUGAGGUCCGAAGGAGCUGUUAUAGUUGAUGCAAACUUUACCGUGCCCAACCCAACUACAAGUUCCAUCGUCCUCCAAGCUGACUUUAUAUCCGACCUGGCGGCUUAUCUCGCAGAGCUUACGUAUAACCCUAAUAUGAUUACUAGUCUUGCAGACCUGCGGGCUUUUACUCAGAGCUUCCCCCUGGAGGACUACCCAGACCGCAACACUGCGACAUGGGACGCAGCUCUGAGCCUGGGAUAUAACAAUAGCGACAUACGGUUCUGGCAGGCCCUACAGCAGAAUUACUACUAUGGUGGUGAAGGAGGGCUGCUUGGCGCGGUCGCGCGAAACAAUCUAGAUGCUCUGAUCCUCCCAACCAGCUCGUCUGCUGGAAGAGCUGCUAUUGUCGGCGCACCGAUUGUGACAGUGCCCCUGGGCUUCUAUCCGGCUAACACGGCCGUUACAACAAGCUCUCGCGGCCUUGUAACUCGCGGUCCCAAGAUUCCUUUCGGCCUCAGCUUUCUAGGUGGGAAGUUCACCGAGGCGACACUCAUCGGGCUUGCGUAUGCGUUCGAGCAAAAAACGUUGGUGCGAAACCAGGAAUGGGAUGCGGAAGCUCAUCUGAAGCUCAUGUCCUCCGUAGGCAUCCGCAAGAGCAUACUCAGCAUCAGCUCACCUGGGACCGGACUAUAUCCCUUGACACCCGAAAAGUCCGUUGAAUUAACCCGCAGAUGCAAUGACUUCGCAGCGGAUCUCAAGAGGCAAUAUCCGGAGAAGUUUGGUUUCUGGGCCGGCCUGCCCUUGCCUCUGAUCGACGAGUCGUUGCAGGAGGCUGAGAGAGCUCUGCGGGACGGCGGCGCGGACGGCAUUGGCCUCCUGACCAACUACCAAGGCCACUACCUCGGCGAUCCGAUCUUCGACCCGGUCUUUGAGUAUCUGGACCAGAAAGGCGCAAUCAUCUUCGUCCAUCCUACCAGCCCUUGCACAUGCCAUGCAGACACUGGCCAGGACAUCAACGGCGCGUCGUCAAGACCAAGCUAUCAGCCCGCCACGCCGCUCUUCCCUCCCUACCCAAACCCCAUGUUCGAGUUCUUCUUCGACACGGCUCGCGUAGCAACAAACCUUCUCCUCCGCCACGUGCCCCGCCGCUUCCCGAACCUGAGGUUCAUCAUCCCCCACGCGGGAGGCGGCUUCGCGCCUUUGCUGUCUCGCGUGACGCGGUUCAGCGGCCUAGUGCCAGAGGCGUUCCCCGGCGACAGCGGCGUGUCUGCGCUGUCCGAGGACGAGGCGAGGGCGCUGUUCCAGGAGCGGUUCUACUUCGACCUGGCGGGGGUGGUCUUCCCGGGCCAGCUGGAGGGCAUGAUGGCGACGAUGGGCGUCGGCGCCGAUAGGUUGCUGUAUGGGUCUGAUUUCCCCUUUACGCAGGCGGGCGGCGUGAGGGCGCUUGCUGCAGAGAUGGAUGAGGGUCUGCAACGUCUGGUGGGCAAUGAGCGAGUGGAGGAUGUUUACUUCAAGAAUGCCGAGGGGCUGUUGCGGUCCGCUUGGUCGUGUGAUGCAAAACAGAAGACUUGA
This is a messenger RNA of Phaeoacremonium minimum UCRPA7, 2289 nucleotides long. Its product is annotated as putative amidase protein. Bases 1 to 2289 code for a protein of 762 amino acids. Lineage: Eukaryota; Fungi; Ascomycota; Sordariomycetes; Togniniales; Togniniaceae. The record is from RefSeq and is a predicted model, not a curated record. The transcript has 5 exons. Gene Ontology annotation, molecular function: hydrolase activity.